AUGACUUUCGAUCUGGUACACCAUGUCAAAUCGCGCGCCCGCAGCCUCCAGCUCGACAAGACUGCUCUGACGCCGGCAAUGAUUGCUUUGGAGCAAGUUGCAGCUCAGGCUCAAGCAACGAAGCGACUGAGCGGUUUGUCAACUGUGCAAAAUGCAUCUGUCCAGUUCUCGGUCCCUGCUUGUGUCCCAGCAGCCAUUCGCCGCUACCGCAGCAUGCUGGAGGUCGACGAACCACCCAGAAUUGGACCAUGGAGCCCCAUGUCUUACGAUGAGCUAUACUCAAGCCCUAUACAGCCUGCCGUGGGAUCGAAUGGCGAGCCAAGCUCUGACCAGUCGACGAGAUCAUGCUCUUGGAAUACAAAUCCACCGACCUCGGUUGGAAGCCAAGAAUCUGAUUUCUCCACUUCCAACGGUGCCGAUUCACCACAGGGCGUUGCCUCGCCACCUCCUGCUGCUGUUUCUGACAACAAGAACAUUGUUCGAAGAAAGCUGACCGGCUAUGUUGGAUUUGCCAACCUUCCCAACCAGUGGCACCGUAAGAGUGUGCGAAAGGGCUUCAACUUCAAUGUGAUGGUUGUUGGCGAGUCCGGUCUGGGCAAGUCGACUCUGGUCAACACUCUGUUCAACACCUCCUUGUACCCUCCCAAGGAGCGCAAGGCGCCCAGCCUGGACAUUAUUCCCAAGACUGUCACCAUCCAGUCCAUCAGCGCCGAUAUUGAGGAGGCUGGUGUUCGUCUGCGCCUGACCGUUGUUGACACCCCCGGCUUUGGCGACUUCGUUAACAACGAUGAGUCUUGGCGCCCCAUUGUCGACAACAUUGAGCAGCGUUUCGAUGCCUACCUCGAUGCUGAGAACAAGGUCAACCGAAUGAACAUUGUUGACAACCGAAUUCACGCCUGUGUCUUCUUCAUCCAGCCCACUGGUCACUCCCUCAAGCCUCUGGACAUUGAGGUUAUGCGACGCCUCCACACCAAGGUCAACUUGAUCCCUGUCAUUGCCAAGUCCGACACCCUGACGGACGAGGAGAUUGUCAGCUUCAAGGCCCGAAUCUUGGCCGACAUCAAGCACCACGGCAUCCAGAUUUUCGAGGGUCCCCGAUAUGAGCUCGACGACGAGGAGACGAUUGCCGAGAACAACGAGAUCAUGUCCAAGGUUCCUUUCGCCGUUGUUGGCGCCACCAACGAGAUCAAGACCGCCGACGGCCGCAAGGUCCGUGGACGUGAGUACCCUUGGGGUAUCAUUGAGGUCGACAACGAGGAGCACUGCGACUUUGUCAAGCUCCGACAGAUGCUCAUCCGCACACACAUGGAGGAGCUCAAGGAGCACACCAACAACAACCUGUAUGAGAACUACAGAACCGACAAGCUGCUUGCUAUGGGUGUUUCGCAAGAUCCUAGUGUCUUCAAGGAGGUCAACCCUGCUGUCAAGCAAGAGGAGGAGCGUGCCCUGCACGAGCAGAAGCUUGCCAAGAUGGAGGCCGAGAUGAAGAUGGUCUUCCAGCAGAAGGUGGCGGAGAAGGAGAGCAAGCUCAAGCAGUCAGAGGAGGAGCUCUACGCACGCCACCGGGAGAUGAAGGAGCAACUCGAUCGCCAACGCCUGGAGCUCGAGGACAAGAAGCAGCGCGUCGAGAGCGGGCGGCCGAUAGAGAAGGAAGGCAAGCGAAAGGGAUUCUCACUGCGAUAA
This is a messenger RNA of Trichoderma breve, 1683 nucleotides long. RefSeq names its product septin domain-containing protein. The transcript is spliced from 4 exons. Gene Ontology annotation, cellular component: microtubule cytoskeleton; septin complex; septin ring. Bases 1 to 1683 code for a protein of 560 amino acids. NCBI's taxonomy places the organism in Eukaryota, Fungi, Ascomycota, Sordariomycetes, Hypocreales, Hypocreaceae. Gene Ontology annotation, molecular function: GTPase activity; GTP binding; molecular adaptor activity. The record is from RefSeq and is a predicted model, not a curated record. Gene Ontology annotation, biological process: cytoskeleton-dependent cytokinesis.